Messenger RNA from Mytilus trossulus (common blue mussel), 7208 nucleotides. RefSeq lists its product as uncharacterized. NCBI's taxonomy places the organism in Eukaryota, Metazoa, Mollusca, Bivalvia, Mytilida, Mytilidae. The transcript is spliced from 6 exons. Bases 146 to 2722 code for a protein of 858 amino acids. The record is from RefSeq and is a predicted model, not a curated record.
CCGGAUGUCCGCCAGAAACCUUCAGAACAGACGCCAUUUUGUAUCGCAAUGGUAGGCAAAGCUGUCAACCGAAAACAUCGGUUUGCCAUGUGAUGUUUAAAAAUAUAGUCAUUUUGUUCGUUUUUAUUUAAAAUAAUAAAUUGAGAUGACAAUGUAUGGAGGAGAAAAUGGAAAGAAGAAACAGUCAUCUUUAACUGAAAAGAAAAUGCAGCUUCCUAUUUUGUCAAUUAACACAAUGUCAGAGGGACAGCUGAGAGACUUUAUUCCCAAACUCUUAUCAAUGGUUAAAAGUAGUAUGGAAGAUAAGACGGAAAAACCUGACUGGUGGCCUAGUGACCUGCCAUGGUCAGAUACACAGACACAUAUAAAAUAUCAUCAGGUAGCUUCAUGGGCGGACACUUUAAGGAAUGUUGUUAGAUGUUGUUACAAACAUCUUGGCCAGGAGAAGUUGCUACAAGAAAGCUCUAAAGACAAGAUAAAGACUAGUUAUAAUUCUACUUUUCCAGUUACAAUAUCCCCAUCAUUGUUGGAAUGUUUACAACAAAGUACAAUUGUUUCAGAGAAAAAAGUGGUUAAGGAAACAAGGAGAAGAUAUUCUGAAAUUUUUAUCUGCUUUUUUUGUGAAAAAGAAUUUUGCAAUAAAUCUGAGAUGAGAGCACAUCAGAUGAUAUGUGAAGAUAGACCACCACAGUUACUUGUAGUGCCCUCUCCACCAAGAGACUUGAGCCCUAAAGAAGGGAAUCUGCCACCUCCCAUAAGCCCGGCCAAAAUGCAUUUUAGUGAAAGCUUUGUUAAAAUUUCAAAAGACAGAUUUGUCCAAGCAAUAGGAAUGGUGCAGAAACAAAAAGCUGCCAAAAUAUUAGCCCGAAAUCGUUGUAGUAGUAUGGACAUUGACUGUAAUCUGAAUUUUCAUGAUUUUGAGGAACCAGAAACUCCAAUAUCUCCACCUACACCAAGAACACCUAAAUCUCUUAUGUCUCAGCUGAGCAAAGAUGAUGGGCUAUCAGCAUCAAGAAAACGUUUAAGUUAUUCCAAUAAUGAUGGAGACAUCAAUGAUAAGGAGAGUGUCAAAAGUUCAGAUAGUAAUGAUGAAGAGAGGCCAUCUCAUGUUAACAAAUCCUUAAUGAACAUAGACGUAUCCUCUCUGCUUGGGCAACGUAUUGUUAAAUAUAUGAAAGACGAAACAAAUUUGGUUAUUGUUAAAGAUUCAGAAUCUUUCUGUCGAACACCAGAUAAAAAUGAAUAUUAUGAUAAAUUAAGGCAUAGGUCAAACCAAUAUCCAAUCUUUUAUCGACCAAGAAAAAGUUUUGAUGUGAUUCAUUCACAUCAGUAUAAAUUCACGAGAAAGCAAAGAAAGAAAGCAUCAAACAAAAUUCCUAUCAAAAAGAUAAAGCAAAAGAAAUCAGCAUACAAGCCUCCAACAUGCAAGGUGGCUCUUAAAAGAUUGACAAAAGCAGAUCUUCAAAGAUGGCUGCCCAAACGUGAUGUUAAGAAUACAACAGAUGAGAUCUUCUUUGAUGAGAACAAUAAUGAUUUGUUUCCUAAGAUUCCUAUCCUGCAUACAAAAGAGUGUGAUAAACUAUUAGGGUUGAAGAAAAGGUCAUUGAGGAGACUUAAUACAAUGGAUCCUCUCUCACUUACAAACGUUGUAUCAGAAGAUGAAAGUGCUGAGAUAUCUAAGCAGAAACUUACUAUAUAUAGGUGUUUGUUGUCAGAAAUAAAUGAACUCACUCCUUUUCUAUCCAUGAAAAAAGGGACAAACACAAAACCAGGAUCUGGCAGGAGAGAAGAAAAACCUAAACCAAGGUGGAGUUCCAGUAAAUAUAAACAAUUUAUAAGUAAGAAAAGUAAGGAGGAUCAGGGUCAAAUGUCAUGGCUCAAAAAUGAGACAGCUCUAGCACAGGUUGUUGUUGAGCAGCAAUUGUCUAAUUUUCUUAGUGAUAGGGUAAGUCCCACAAGAUCUGUAGAUGAUUUUACAGUCAAGAGAAAUGGUGAUGAUAAUAUUUCUAUUCUGUCACUAUCAAUAUCUUCUGAUGAUGGAUCCUAUAACUCAGCAUGCUGUUCAGAAUGUAGAAGAAAGAAAAGAUGUUUGUGUUCUCCUCUCUCUGUCUCCUAUCCAAAUGUUCCCAGUAACCAGUCUUGUGGAUCCAAGUUGGAAAACAGUCCGCAAUCAGCUGGUCAAUGUCUCAGGGAAAUAAAUGACACUACAGAAAUAUCUAAUUUAAAAACAGUUCCAUCAUCCCCAGUUCAUUGUGGUAUGUGUGAUAGUGUGGAAUCAAGCAAGAAUGAAAAUGAUUUAAUUCUGAACUCUCUGCCUUCACCGCCUCCUUCAGCACAGAAGAAGUCACCAAGUUCAAGAUUUUCAGAUACAAGUAGCGAAGGACAGUCCGAGAAUAAUCUGACCAUCAAACGAUCUUCACCAUAUAAGUUACGCAUUUCUUCACCAAGAAAAUCAUAUCCAGACUUUGAAGUGUACAUGCAAAGGAAGAUACAAACAACAGCUCUGGGGGAGCGUAUAAACAAUCACUGUAAUCAGAAUGAUACAGUUAAUAAAACACAAAAAGUGGACCUUGCCUUGUCAAAUAAACCCCAGAAAAUGUUGUCCUCUGUAUCUCAGCCUGACAUGGAUGUCCUACGCAGGUCAAAGAGAAUCAGAUCUCCCUCAUCAUCAUCAUUAUGUAAUGAUAGUCCUGCAAAACUUAGGAGAUUAGAAACUCGAUAAGUUUAUAUAGUGGUGUACAGUUGAUAUAGUCCUACAAAAUUUGGUGCAUUUGUAAUCAUAUGCUUAUAGUCUCCAUUUCAUUAUAUUUUUUAUGUUUAAGUUUAAAUGUUUAAGUAGUACUUCUAUGUAUGGUGUAAUUUUUAGUUAACAUUUGUAUCACAAAACAGUUCAUGUAUGGUAAAGGCCCUACCUCAUCAUGUUAAAGGUGUUCACAGAUACAUACAUGUAUAUACACAAAAGUCUCCACACAGAAAUCAAAUGUAUUUUAUUCAUUCAGUUGUGAUUAUUCUUUUUAAAUGAUAUGGUAUUAAAGUAUUAAUUUUGAGUGUCAGAAUAAGCAUUAUUUCUCUCCGUAAGAUGUAGUGAAUGGAAUAUAUACUGAAGUUUGUAAUCCACAUUUACACCCUGCCAUGCUUACCAUUAUACAUGUAUUGUCCACAUAUAUCAUAAAUCAUCUUAACUCUUUCAAACAUUUUAAUAAAAGUGUCAUUUCCCCUGUUCUUAUACAAAACAAAAUUAUUUUGCUUUAGCCCAUAUAUUAUAACAAUUAACCUAAAGUCACUGUGGUUCAUUAACUAACUAUACAAUUAAGUAAUAAAUCAGACUCCCUGUCAUUCAAUUAUUUUAAACUAGUUGUCUUUCUAAACCACCUUUUGAUAUUCAUAACUCUUCUUCAUUCUUUAUAUGAAAAGCAAGUCUUGAAACUACAUAUCUCUUAUAAAAUUUCACUGAUAAUGAAAACUUAUAUAAGAUAAGAUACCUGUCUUUUAAUUGUACUUUUCAUUGAUGCAGAACAUCACAAAUAAUUUAGUAAAAUGAUUUUGUUGUUAAGGAUGUACUUAGGUGAGGUUAGGUGAAAAUUAAAAAAUCAAGAAUUCAAAAUUGAUUCUAUAAGCUUGUAGAGCAUUCUUUUAGGAUCAAAAUAAGCUAAAAAUAUUGAUAGGUCAUGGAACUCCUUUUCGAGAUAUUUGAGAUUUAAAAUAGGGCGGAAAAAGGCUGACUCUGACUUUAACCUUAUGGUUUUAUAUGUAUCAUUUGGAUCUGAAAACAAAAGAAAGAAAAUUAAGAAACUUCAAAAAUUUUGGUAAAUGAUAUUUCAUGAGCUACAUGUAUUUAGUCUUCUGUGAAAAAAAAUGGGUGUUAUGGGGCAAAAUAUUUUACCUCGUUUUGUAUGGAAAAACACCAAGGAGCCUGAAAAUCUGACACAAAUUCCAAAACAUCACCUAAGUGCAUCCUUAAAUAUCUAAAUGAAAAGUGUCAAAGUUAAGUUGGUAUUCAUUUAUGUUUAAUUUUUGGAAAUAUAAACAAUGGCAGAUUUGUUUCAACUAUUUUUAAAAAAUUUUGAAGCCUGAGAAAUAUUCCUGGCCAAAAAUGAAAUACAAAUGUAUAUAUUAUUUCCUAGGUUCUGGAAGCAAAGACAAAAUUGAUCGGUUAAAUAAUUGUAUUAUGAAAAUAUGUUACAUCUAAAUAUAUGUUCUGGACUUAAACUGUUCUUAAACCAAACUGUCCGACUUUGUCCAUACUUAGCCUACAAUGUGUUAAGAUUUGAGGUAGGGAGAGAAGCUGGAGAAACUAUUUGUUUUUUUGGUUGGCAUUAGCCCAUGACAGGUUGUGCUAUGACAGUGUAUACUAUGCCAAAAGGUUGAUUUGUUAAUUAGGGGCUUUUUCCCCUAAAUGUUUUAGUGCUUUAUUUUUGUAGAUAACUGUAUAUAUGUAAAUCAGUAGAAUUAGUUUCACAGAACAAAUUUUGAUGAUUAUCUGGUAAUUUUUGUUGAGAAGAAAAGCAAGGCUUUGUGGACUGUUUUAUAAACUAGUAAAAACAUUUAGAAGUAAAUAUGUUCAUUAACCCUUUUAUUGUUCCUAUUGAUGUUUCAAUCUGAGUGUGAUACCUUGUUCAAGUGUAUUUUAUGGACAUUAUAAGGUAUAAAAUGAAUCACUUGUCUCAUAGAUUUUUGUUACAUAAUAAGAUAUUUUAUUAUCGGCAGUCUUAGCCUUUGAUGUUUUCUAAAACCUUGUCAAGAGUUAUCUUAAAUUUACUUGUUGUUUUAUCAACAUUAUCAAGCAGUCAACUUUGAAUCCCAUAUUAUAAUUAUUGAAAUAGUUGUGGAAUAAGUUAUCAUUCUCUGUUAAAUUGUUUAUCCUUCAGUGAAGUCUAGUCCACUACAUGAUAUUAUGUUUUGAUUGGUACACAUGUUACUCUCAACAGAAUUAUUACAGUGAAUCUCUGAUAAACUCUUCUAUACCUAUCUUUGUAGCUUUAUGUCCUGUUCCAAAAUACUUUCCUGUGAUAAACCUAUUAUAUUGUUAAGCAUUCAUUUUGUAGUAGUAACUACCACUCAGUCAGGUUUUGUUGAUUGGAAUAUUUCUUUGUUUAGAUGUAUAUUCUGCAUAUGUACUUAAUUUGAACAAUUAGUAUUUUUUUCACAAGAAUGAGUUAUUCAUAAUGAUUAUUCUGGUGUCGUCUUCAAGAUUGAAAAUGUUUUAAAAAUUAUCUGUAUUUUUUUACUUUCUAAUAGUAACCCGGUGUCAGCUUAUUUUAAAAUAUUUGAUAUUUAUCUAAUAAAGUAAUGAAAACAAUAACAAGACAAUGAUUACUAACUGGUUUAAGAUAAAAAUGUUACAUUUGGACAUGUUUUUUGUAUGUCAUUAAUUUAAGUAUCAAGACUUGCAGCUGCAAGUGUGUUGAGAUUUACAGUCUUCUAAGUACAAAAUGUAUCAGAAUGAUUCGACUUGUUGCCAGGUUUUUAACAUGUUUAUAAUGUACAAAGUCAUUGAUAUGACAAACAUACACAUAAUUCCAACUGAAAAAUCUUUAAAGUUUCUGAUUUUAACGAUUCAACAUUAGAUUUUGCAGUCCCUGUACUGCCAAAGAAAUUUGAAUAAUUAUAAAUAGUUUGUUAUAAUGGUUUCAUACAAAUUUCUGACUGAAAUGCAUUAUAUGAUUUACUUAGUGAAUAUGUAUUGGACUUAAAGAUUUAGCCAAAGGGAAAUUUUUCUUCAAAGAAAAAUGUAUCCUUUUGAAAAAAUGUUUUAAAUGUAAAAAAAUCUUAAUAUUCCUCCAUAAACUUCUGACAUUUUUAUUCAGUAUAAAGAACUCUUUGGGAUGUAUUUGCAAAAAUAUAGCAAGUCUUGUUGAUAGUCAAUAUAAAAUUAAGCCAAAAGUAAAUUAGAUAUGUAUUAUAGCAUUUUUUUUCUUUCAUGCUGCAAAAACUAAUUAUUGGUUUAUGUUAAUGACUUUAUUCAUAACAAUUUGUUUUUGUUUUACACUGGUUACAUAAAACUAAGCACCCAAGUAAAAUACAUGUAACCCACUAUAAGGUAAUAAGUGGUAACUAGUAGUAAAAUUACUUAAGGAAAGUACUAAUUGAUUAAGUGGAAUUCAAGAUAUUUAAACUAUGCAUUCUGUUGAUAAACAGAGCCACCUUUUUAUUAUACAUUGACAUAUUUUACAUUUUAUUCCUGUCAGUUUUUAUCAGUACAAGCAAGUUUUAAGUUUUCACAUAAGUCCUUAAUGACACUGAUGACACUUAGAAUUACAUAACAUAAUAUUUUCAUAUGAACAGUCUGACAAUUUAGUAAUAUCAAGUAUCAAGUAUUUUUGUUUGGCUAAAAAAUGUAUCUUAGUAUGAAAAAGAUACGCACUGGAAUCUGUAUUUGUUGUCAAAGUAAUUGUUGAAAAAACAAGUACCAGGUAUAACAGUUUCAGUUUUGACAAGUGUAUUGUUAUAUUAGCAAUGAAUGAAGAUGGUACUGAAGUUAUAACUCUUGUAAUGUAGCAUAUGCAAAUGUUUUUUUUCUUUUUCUCUAGUUUGAUACAUCAGUCUAAGUAAGCCAUUGUGUAUAGUAUUCUAAAAGUGUUGACACUUGCCAAUGUUAUAUAUAUAAUGUAAUGAUUGUCAUUGCAUUCAUCAAGGAUUUGUAUAGUUAGACUAACUAUACAAAUCCUUGCAUUCAUUUAAAUUUUCACUGCAUUGGUUUACAAUCAUGGCUGUUAGAUUAGGCAGGCGUCCAGUAGUGACUAAAUUCUUAUGUUAGGGAAUGUGUAUGAAAGAGUAGACCAUGCCAUUUCCCUGUUGCCCCUUUUUAUUACCCAUACUAAAGAUGAGUAGGACUGGCUGGAUCAUUUUGGCAGAAGAGAAGACUUAAGUUUCAUACUUGUACAUUUGUUACAGUGUAUCGUCGAUUUGAAGUGAACAAAUUGUUGUAGAAUCCUAAAGUUUGAAUCAAAUAAGUUUUUUCUUGACUGAUGCCAUAAUACCUUUUAAAGUCUGUGAUUUUUCUAUGAAUCUGAAUGGUAUGAUGUUUUUAUUGCAUGCAAGUUUUGAUUUGUAUGGUGCUAUGUUGAAAGCUGUGGAGAUGAUGUUAAUCUGUUUUUAAUUUGUCAUAUUUUGCUAUGAUCAAAAGGCAAUAGAGAAGCUUUGACUUGUAAUGCAAUGCAGUAUAUUGUUUUAUGAUAAUAACCAAAUAAAAUUGUUAAACAUUUUAA